AUGGACACAGGUGAAGUCGAGAAAUUAGUAAAACAGAGACUUAAAGAUGAAAAACAAGGCAAUGAAAUUCGGAUUUUACAAGACAAAAUUUCAGAAAUUAAGGAAUUUAGAGAUAAACUUCAGACUUUGGAGGGCCAUACCAGAGAUUUAACUUCAGAAAUUAAGGAAUCUAGAAAUAAAUUUCAGACUUUGGAGGGCCAUACCAGUGAUUUAACUUCAGAAAUUAAGGAAUUUAGAAAUAAAUUUCAGACUUUGGAGGGCCAUACCA
This is a messenger RNA of Dentiscutata erythropus, 268 nucleotides long. NCBI's taxonomy places the organism in Eukaryota, Fungi, Glomeromycota, Glomeromycetes, Diversisporales, Gigasporaceae. The record is from the annotation of a GenBank genome assembly.